AAUUUAGGAACAUUGCGAACUUUCAGAGUUUUUCGAGCUCUUAAAACGGUAGCGGUGGUGCCAGGUAGUCUGAAACUUAUUGUUGGAGCCCUAAUGGAGGCUGUAAUAAGACUACGAGAUGUAAUAAUUUUAACACUUUUUAUGUUGUCAAUAUUUUCUUUGAUUGGAUUGCAAAUGUACCACGGAAAACUUCUUAAAAAGUGUGUGAAAGUUCCACACAAAUCUUGGAUUGAAUACGCUUCUCCUGAACAAAUUCAUUCUUUUGAAAUGGAUAAAAGGAACUGGCUCAAAACCGCAAGUGGUGAUUAUGAAGUGUGCGACUCCGAAGACGGCUCUGGAAAACCGUGCCCACAAGGUUACAAAUGUGAAGAGGUCGGGGAAAAUCCGAAUUACGGAUAUACAAAUUUUGAUAACUUUUAUUACGCGUUCCUCUGCUCAUUUAGGCUGAUGACUUUGGAUUCUUGGGAGAGCUUGUACCAAUUAGUCUUGAAAUCUAUGGGGGAGUAUCACAUGAUAUUCUUUAUUUUUGUCGUUUUUCUCGGAUCUUUUUAUUUAAUCAACUUGAUCCUCGCCAUCGUGGCAACUUCCUACGAUGAUUGCAGGAAGAGAGAAGAAAAAGAAUCUGAAGAGUUGUUGGCAGCUGCAUUGUAUUUUAUUAUUAUUGAGCAGGCAGAAGAAGAAAGGCAGAUAGCUCUUAUCGAAGAAGCUAUGCAAACAAGUCCGGCUCUUUCAAAUGUCGACAUCAUAUCACAAGUUGCAAAUAUUGAAAACAACAGAAGUAACAGUGGAAACAACGUAAUUGAAUCUGUAGGUGUCACAUUUAAAGAUAUAAGUGCACCGUGUUUACUUCCUAUGAAACAUAGUGGUAUCACAACAAAAUCAAUAUCCUGUCAAGCCGCUCAAAAAAUUCCGACUCCGGGUAAAAAUUUCCGACUCCGCCUCCGAUUCAAAGACCAUUCAGUAGUAGUUUUAAAUUUCGAAAACAAUUGGAUAAACCAAAAACUUCAACGAACGCAUCAAUCGCGGCUGACUGUAUAUAUCAAUUUAUUAUCUCAUUACUUAGACCGUUCCUUAAGGAUACUUCCAAUAUUUUUCUCAGCAUCUGCAUUUCUGUUCUCUCCAGCUUUCUUAACAUCUGAUAACAAUUUUCUAAGCAACUAUACAAGCAAUUUCAGUCUAUGGCUCUUCACGAAAAUCCUACAUAAAGAUUUUACACCCAAUAGUCAACGAAUCGUUAAGAAGCUGUCUAGAAGCAUACAGAACAUCACUAUCCAUAAAGUUCCAUUUCCGUCCAGUGAUUUAAAAAAUUUAACAAACAAUCUUAGUGUUGAAAAAUGGCAGCUUAAGUGGAUUAAAACAUUAGAUUUCUUAAAAUUAAGUAUGCCAUCAGUAAAUAACAAAAAGUUCAAUAAUGGUUAUUUAAAUCGUCAUCUUCAGUCUUUUAUCAAUAGAUUAAAUAUAGGACACUCAGCAAUUACACAUUUCUGGAUCCUCAACAAAACAAAGACACCUAAUUGUGAAGCUUGUAACAAAAAACUAUCUAUUCAGCAUAUAUUAACUGAAUUGUCUUUCAAAGAAUCAAAAAUGCCUUGUGCCUAUAAAAUAUUAAUUCAGUUUGAAAAAUUACUUUUUGGAUGGGAAUACCCUUUAUGGUGGCAGAAGAUCUCGAAAAUUAUAGAAGUGUUUGUCAUGGAUCCAUUUUUAGACUUAUUUAUCACAUUUUGCAUUAUUUUCAACACUAUUAUAUUGGCAAUUGAUCACGCUGAUAUACAAGAAGAUGUAUCGAACGUCCUUAGAAUAGCUAAUCUUGUAUUCACAGUUAUAUUCACAACAGAAGUUUGCUUAAAAAUAACGGCUCUUGGAUUUCUGAAAUAUUUGGCGAACCGAUGGAAUUCCUUUGAUUUGUUCAUUGUAGUGCUAAGUUUGGCCGAGUUGGGACUACAAAAAUUUAAACCAUUCUCAAUUUUGAGGUCUUUUCGAUUGUUGAGAAUAUUCAAGCUCGCAAAAUCCUGGCCGACAUUAAAUUUGUUGAUUUUAAUAAUUGGAAAAACAGUUGGAGCUCUUGGAAAUUUAUGUUUGGUUCUGGCAAUUAUUAUUUUUAUUUUUGCAGUUAUGGGCAUGCAGCUUUUCAAAGCUUUUUAUAAAAGUACAGAGCGAUGGAACUUUUGUGACUUUUUACAUUCCUUCAUGAUUGUAUUUCGUGUGCUCUGCGGAGAAUGGAUCGAAUCAAUGUGGAAUUGUAUGAUGUAUACUGGAUCCACAUUUUGUAUACCCUUUUUUCUGUUAACCAUGAUAAUAGGCAAUUUAGUGGUUCUAAAUCUUUUUUUGGCUUUAUUAUUAAGUUCUUUUGGAACAGAAAGCUUAAAGCAAAACUUAUCAAUUUAUGAAACUGCCAAAAAAACAAAAUUACAAGAAGCCGUUGACAGAAUUUUAAGAUUUGCCCUUUUUCUGAAAUACCGAACUGACACCGUUCGACUGCAGUUUUACAUCGAGAAUCGAUUAAACAACGUCAGUAGCGAGUUAGUUCAGUCGGUAAGAGUGCCCUGUCUCACGCUGCUAUCACGCGAUGGCAUGCGGAGGAAAGUUUUGUCUCCUAGUUUUGAUAUCAUGUCAUUGCGGUUUGUUGCAAUUUUUGGCUAUAUGAAAUUUUUUUUUUAUUUUUACAUAAAACCGAAAACUGACGUUAAUUGGCAAAACAGAAAACAUACAGUCUCUAAUAAGAAUCGAUCAACAUUAAUGCACACAUUUUAUACACAUGUUUUGUUUUAUCGUAUUCAAAAUAUUUCGCGCAAAUGCAAUAUCAAACUGAAAUCCGAUGAUUUGGGACAUGGAGGCAUGUUAAAAUACGUUGAAUAUGAUGAAAGUUCUCUUCUCUCUAUUUCACGUUCCUCAUCAUUCAACAGCGAUUUAGUUUUUAUGGAUAAUCCAAAAUUGGAAGAAGUAGCAGUAGUCAGAGUAAAUUUCCCUGAUGAUUGCUGUCCAAAAAAAUUUAUUUUUAAAAACGAUUUAUGGGCAAUUAUGAUGAGAAGCAAAUAUGGACGAAGGUGGUGGGCUUUCAGAUGUUAUUGCAAAAAAUUAGUAGAAAACAAAUUGUUUGAAUCGUUCAUAAUUGUCAUAAUUAUACUCAGCAGUUUAUCAUUGGCUUUUGAAGAUAAAAACAUAAUUUAUCAUCAUCAAAUGAAACUGGUCUUGGAACACUUGGAUAAAAUAUUUACUAUAGCAUUCUCUCUUGAAUUAGUACUAAAAAUGAUUGCACAUGGUCCAAUUCAUUAUUUCAAAGAUGCCUGGUGUUGGCUUGAUUUCAUCAUUGUUCUUAUAUCAUUCGUAGGAACGAUAGCGGAGAAGUAUGUUUUAAAUAAUAUGACAGCUUUCAGAGCUCUUAGAACUUUCAGAGCAUUGAGACCGUUAAAAGCGGUAUCAAGAUGGGAAGGAAUGAAAGUAGUUGUGAAUGCAUUGUUCCAAGCAAUACCAGCUAUUUUCAACGUGCUACUAGUUUGUUUAGUUUUUUGGCUUAUAUUUGGAAUAAUGGGAGUGACGCUUUUUGCUGGCAAGUUUGAUUAUUGUAGAGAUAAUAACGAAACCAGAAUUAUAAACAACUCAAACAUAACAAAUAAAAACGAUUGCUUAACAUAUGGAUAUGAAUGGUACAAACCAAAAGUGAACUUCGAUAACGUUGCAGCGGCGUACCUGGCUUUAUUCCAAGUGGCAACGUUUAAAGGUUGGAUGGAAAUUUUAGCCAAUUCAGCAGAUAUCAAAGAAAAAGACGACCAACCUGAAUAUGAAAGUCAACCUUAUACAUGUCUUUAUUUCGUUGUGUUCAUAAUUUUUGGAUCAUUUUUCACAUUAAAUCUGUUUAUUGGAGUCAUCAUCGAUAACUUCAACGUUCAAAAAAGAAAAGCAGGUGGAUCUUUAGAUAUGUUCUUGACAGAAGAUCAAAAAAGGUAUUACAAUGCCAUGAAAAAACUUGGUUCAAAAAAACCUAGAAAACCGAUUCCUAAACCAAAAAUGAAAUGUCAACUUUAUUUUUUUAAACUUGUUUCAAAUGACAAAUUUGACAUGGCUAUCAUGUUUGUUAUUGUAUUCAACAUGCUUUGUAUGGCGAUUGAACACCACAACCAGCCAAAAGAGCUUGAAGAUUUGUUGGAUUAUUUCAACCAGUUAUUUGUGGCCAUUUUCACCUUGGAGUUUCUGCUCAAAUUAAUAGCAUUCAGAAUUUAUUAUUUCAAACAUCCGUGGAACGUGUUCGACUUUUCUGUUGUUAUCGUAUCCAUAUUAGGUUUAGCAGUGCUAAAGUUUGUGAAAAAGCAUCUGGUUUCACCAACAUUAAUUCGAGUGAUAAGAGUUUUUAGGGUUGGAAGAAUAUUACGACUCGUGAAAUCUGCUAAAGGAAUUAGAACUCUUCUGUUUUCGUUAGCUGUUUCAUUGCCAGCUUUGUUUAAUAUAGGACUCCUCCUAUUUCUCAUUAUGUUUAUCUAUGCAGUGUUUGGCAUGUCGUUUUUCAUGAACGUUGAACACAAAUACGGCAUCGACGAUAUUUUCAAUUUUGAAACUGUUUAUCAUGGGCUGUUAAUUCUCUUUCAAAUUGCUACUUCAGCGGGUUGGAAUGGCGUUUUAGAAGCUCUUAUGAACGAAUCUACUAACUGCACUGGAGAUGCAAAUGCAAAUAGUUAUGACGGUAGCAAGUUAGCUAUUCCUUAUUUGGUGACAUACCUCAUAAUCAGCUUCCUUGUCAUUAUCAACAUGUACAUUGCUGUUAUCCUCGAGAAUUUUUCUCAGGCAACAGAAGACGUUCAACGCGGUUUAACCCAGGAUGAUAUUGAUAUGUACUAUGAAACGUGGGAAAAAUUCGAUGAACACGCUACGGGCUACAUUAAAUUUGAUAAACUGUCAGAAUUUUUAGAUGCUUUGGAAGAACCGCUUGGGAUACCUGUUCCCAAUUAUUUUGUUAUAAUUCAUUUAGAUAUUCCAAUUUGUGACAACGAUCUUGUUCAUUGCGUUGAUAUUUUGGAUGCUCUAACAAAAUACUAUUUAGGAACUUCAAAAGAUGCAGCUCGAGAAUUGGGUGACGUUAAAAAAGGUUCUGGCAAAAAAAAUUAUUCAACUUCUACGACUACUCUACAACGACAAAGAGAAAUAUUUUGCGCCAAAGUUAUUCAAGUUGUUUGGCGAAAGCAUGUUGAACAAAGAAGAAUGCAAAGAAAACAGACAGAAAAUUUGAAAAGAUCUUCAGAUGGAAUGAUUGAUAAACAAAUAAAUACAGCAAACAAUCAAAGCAAUUCCAUUGAAUGCGCUGAUUUUUAUCUUGACAGUGGUAAUAAUAAAACAAGCGAAAAAGCAGAAGCGAUGCUAUUGAUGAAUCCUAAUUAUUUAAACAUUUAG
Helobdella robusta is the source of this 5379-nucleotide messenger RNA. RefSeq lists its product as hypothetical. The record is from RefSeq and is a predicted model, not a curated record. Gene Ontology annotation, biological process: neuronal action potential; membrane depolarization during action potential; sodium ion transmembrane transport. NCBI's taxonomy places the organism in Eukaryota, Metazoa, Annelida, Clitellata, Rhynchobdellida, Glossiphoniidae. Gene Ontology annotation, molecular function: voltage-gated sodium channel activity. The transcript has 32 exons. Gene Ontology annotation, cellular component: voltage-gated sodium channel complex; plasma membrane. The annotation marks the transcript as partial.